AUGACUCUUCCUCUCCUUACUCGGUACCAAGCAGAACAUAUUCCUCUAGCACAGAGAGAGUAUCCCGAUCCACAGGAGGUCCCGGUAGUUACAACUACACCACCGAAAGAUCUUCCAGGUCCUCCGAUGCACCUGGCGGAUAUCAUUCCUCUUACAGUUCCACAACAUCUGGACGUCUUCCCGGCGGUACAGCCUUACCAUAAAAACAUACCGUAUAUUGGUCAUAAAAGGCUGGUUAUAGUUCAACCGUCUACUCACGGCUGGCGACCUAAACAUGCGGCUCUUAUUGGUGAAAUGGAUAGAAUCUAUCAUAAGGUUCGUCCAUCAUUGGCUUAUCAACCAACAGAAGAUUAUUUAAACUCGAGAUCUAUUCUGUCAUUUGAUGAUGAAACUCGUUCGAUAAGAGCUAAAACGGCUGAAAUUUUGAAGAGGAUUCACACCCCAGUCCCCCGUGCUCAAAGACCUCUACCAUUACCCGGAGAUCACACCGAGCUUCCAAUAACAGAGAGGAUAACAUCAAAUAAUUAUAUUGAUCGCCUUCUUUCAUCGUUUGGUAAUCAUCAUCCCGUCACCAUACAAGUUUAUCCAGAGCCCAGACAAUACAGCAGACUAGGCAAUAGUCAUCUUGCGUGUUUAACUUAUGCCGGUGGCAGACCGAUUUUAAGAAGGAGAAAUCUCGCAUCCGCAGAUUCUGAUUACAUCAAAGAUGACAUAAACGUACUUUCGUAUUACAACAGAUUUAGGCAAGCAGCCGAAAAGGCAACGCAUCAACCCGAUGGAGAAUUCGGUUCAGUUUCACAUCCACCCCCUAGCAAAUCUCCAGUAACUGGAUCAUGGAAAUCUAAUGCACCGCGUCGUACACAAUCUGAUAAGGUUUUCACGAAACCGAGUGCCGACGGCGAGUCUGAUUCUACACCGAUGAGAAAAAAAACCAGGCGUGAAAUUUUAGAAGAAGAAGCUUUAAAAGAAGCACAAGAAGAAAAACGUCGAAAUCAAGAGCUUAAACUCCAAGAAGAUUUGGCUAAUAAAGCAGAGGCCGAAAGACAAUCGGAACUCGAUGAAAAAGCACAAAAAGAAGAAGAAGAACGAUUAUUAAGAGAAGAAAAUGAAAAAUUAGAAGCCGUUAAAAGAGCAGAAGAAGAAGAAAAACGAAAAGCCAAAGAGGAGGAAGAAGCUAGAUUAGCCGAAUUAGAAAGGGAACGUCAAGAAAAAGAAGCUGAAGAAAAACGAAAGGCCGAAGAAGAAGCAGAGCGUAAAGCCGAAGAAGAACGACUGGCGAAAGAAGAAGCUGAGAGAAAAGCCGAAGAAGAACGAUUAGCUAGGGAAGAAGAAGAAAGGAAAUUAAAAGAGGAAGAAGAACAGAGAUUAAAAGAAGAAGAAGAAGAAGAACGGAGAUUAAAAGAAGAAGAAGAACGAAGGUUGAAAGAAGAGGAAGAGCAAAGAUUAAAAGAAGAAGAAGAGCAAAGAUUAAAAGAAGAACAACAACAACAAGAAGGAGAAGAAGAAGUUGUCGGAGAUGUCGAAGAAGCUGAAGAAAAUGACAACAAAGACGACAAUGCGGAAAUGGAAGAAUUAUCAAAAAACAUAGACGAUAAUGCAUCCAUAGCUGAAGAAAUCGAAGCUGAACCUCUUGUUGACGAACCUAGCGAAAUACCUGGAAAAACAAAUGUAGAAGACGAAGAGAACGAAGAAGAAGAAGAAGAAGAAGUGGAAGAAGACGCUGAAUAA
This is a messenger RNA of Pediculus humanus corporis (human body louse), 1728 nucleotides long. RefSeq lists its product as uncharacterized. The record is from RefSeq and is a predicted model, not a curated record. Bases 1 to 1728 code for a protein of 575 amino acids. NCBI's taxonomy places the organism in Eukaryota, Metazoa, Arthropoda, Insecta, Psocodea, Pediculidae. The transcript is spliced from 7 exons.